Messenger RNA from Aspergillus viridinutans, 1251 nucleotides. RefSeq lists its product as uncharacterized. The transcript is spliced from 2 exons. The record is from RefSeq and is a predicted model, not a curated record. Lineage: Eukaryota; Fungi; Ascomycota; Eurotiomycetes; Eurotiales; Aspergillaceae. The coding region runs from base 1 to 1251 and encodes 416 amino acids.
AUGCCGAAGACUCGCCCUCUUUUACGGGAAGAGAUCACUUACUCUGCCGCCAGGAAAGAAGAAGUCAACAUCCUCCACCGGCUGAAAUAUUAUGACCAGCAACAUGAAUUCUUCGCUCGUAUCGCUGACAGUCGCUGCUGGAUCCAGGCUAUCGUUGCUUAUCAUUUAGGGUUGAGAUCACCAGAUGAGUGUAAAGUGGCUGACAUGGCAGACUGGCUUCAUGGCAGCUUCAAUGUGUGUGUUCCAGUGACUAUUGAUAACUGGAAGAACAGGCAGCAGACUGGCAAGCGCGUUCUCCUUCGACUGCCACUUCCCUAUCGCGUAGGAGAAUCCUUCCAUCCAGGAAAUGGAGACGAAAAAAUUCGUUGUGAGGCGGGGACAUAUGCCUGGCUGCAGGACAACUGUCCUGACGUUCCGAUCCCAAGGCUUUAUGGCUUUGCUUUGUCUACUGGUCAGACUUUGAGCAAUCGGCCCCUUUCACUUGAGAUUCAAGAUCUGGAAAAUGAGCGAAUACCAACUCAUAUUGCGCGAGACUAUACAUACUUCACCGUUGAAUCCUACGUUAUGGACAUUCUCGGUGCCCAUGAUAGUCGCCUUAUAAACCAACCAAAUGCCAUUAAUGACUCGGGAGACUAUAUGUACCAAGCAUCAGCUUUGACAGCCAUGCGGGCUAUUGUACCUUCAUUCUUUCGGCGAGAGUUCUGCCGCGGGCCGUUUGCGUUGUCUUUCACCGACCUUCAUCCAAGCAACAUUUUUGUCGAUGAAAACUGGCAUAUUACUGCUUUAGUUGACCUCGAAUGGGCAUGCGCUCGGCCAGUAGAGUUGAUAAGGACUCCUACUUGGCUCACGAACCAGGCUGUGGAUGAAAUUGCGGAGAUGCCAGACGAGUACGACAAGAUGCGUGCUGAAUUCGUAGAUAAUCUGAGGGCCGAAGAAGACCGCUCUGGAUUUACAGGCCUUGUCGGCAAUAACUCGGAGACAAGACUGUCGGCUAUCAUGAAGAAGGGCUGGGAAUCAGGGACAUUCUGGUAUUCACUUGCGCUUGCUAGCCCGACCGGUUUAUUCGCAGUUUUUUACAAGCAGAUCCAACCCAGAUUUCUCAGAUAUUGUCGGGGCGAUGACGGCUGUGAUACUUUUCACCAAGUCAUGCCAUGGUAUUGGUCACAGGAUUUCGUGAAAAUCGGCGCAAGAAAACUCUCGGAUAAAAAGGAAUAUGACAUUCGGCUCAGGGAAGAAUUUCAAGAAGAGUGA